UCUAAUUCAAUGUAGUAUAGGUUAUAUUUACAAAUUUUAAAUAAAAAAAAUUGUAACUGUCGUUUAGCGAUAUAAACCGCUAAAAAUGUUUUCAACGCGGACGAAACAGUGGCUGUUUUUAAAAAACGUACGUACCAUAACAGAUAGAGCAACUUUAGAAAGGAUAAUACGAGUAGAUCAUGCUGGAGAACUGGGAGCUGACAGAAUCUAUGCUGGUCAAAUGGCAGUAUUAGGGGCAACUUCCAAAGGUCCUUUAAUUCAACACAUGUGGGAGCAAGAAAAACACCACAAAGCUACUUUUGAAGAAUUGAUACGUAAACACAGAGUUCGACCAACUGUCAUGACACCUAUUUGGAAUGUUGCUGGAUUCGUUUUGGGUGCUGGGUCGGCUCUUCUUGGUGACAAAGCUGCAAUGGCUUGCACUGUGGCUGUGGAAACGGUUAUCGUAGAUCACUAUAACGAUCAAUUGAGAACUUUGCUCGAAGAUCCAGAAUGCAAUAAAGAACUGUUGGAGACUAUUACAAAGUUUAGAGAUGAAGAGCAGGAGCAUCACGAUACUGGAAUCGACCACGGGGCAGAACAAACGCCUUUUUAUCAAGCUUUUUCUGGGGCAAUCAAACUGGGAUGUAAAGCAGCUAUUGCCAUUUCAAAAGUCAUUUGAAAAUAAUCAAAAUGUGCAUAUGUUAAAUUAUUUAAUAAAUUUUAAAUAUUCGUAA
Anoplophora glabripennis (Asian longhorned beetle) is the source of this 716-nucleotide messenger RNA. It is a transcript of the gene Coq7, whose product is annotated as 5-demethoxyubiquinone hydroxylase, mitochondrial. The transcript has 2 exons. Lineage: Eukaryota; Metazoa; Arthropoda; Insecta; Coleoptera; Cerambycidae. Gene Ontology annotation, cellular component: nucleus; mitochondrial inner membrane. Gene Ontology annotation, molecular function: 3-demethoxyubiquinol 3-hydroxylase activity. The record is from RefSeq and is a predicted model, not a curated record. Gene Ontology annotation, biological process: regulation of reactive oxygen species metabolic process; regulation of gene expression; ubiquinone biosynthetic process. The coding region runs from base 86 to 661 and encodes 191 amino acids.